GUCGAGAAGAGUCGAGAGGAGACGAGAGGAGACGAGAAGGGUCGAGAGGAGUCGAGAGGAGUCGAGCCGUACAAAUUCGUAAAUGGGAAAGGCCUUAUGUCUCGCGACAUUUGUGUAAGAUGCCGGCAACCCGCACAAGGUCAGGGACACGUGCGUGAGCUGCUGUCAGCUGUCGGCUGGUGAGCAGCAGAGCAGAGUGUUCUUCAGGAGAGGACGAGGACACACUGCCGUCAAACAUGUCCAGAGGAAGCCGCAGCCGCCCUGCAGCUCAAGCUCCGGCUCCCACCAGCCCAGCUCUAUCCCAUGCUUCAGCCCCCGCUCAUUCGCCUCCUUCCGCCCUGGCCCCAGCUCCAGCUCAGUCCCAGGGUCCGGGCCUCAUGGCCCAGAUGGCUACCACAGCUGCUGGGGUGGCAGUAGGCUCGGCCGUGGGCCACGUCGUUGGCAGCGCCCUCACAGGAGCGUUUAGUGGCAGCAGCAGUUCAGAGCCAGCCAAGCCUACAUACCAGGAGCCCCCCCGGCCUGCUCCAGCCCAGCCAGGCCCAUGUCACUUUGAGGUCAAACAGUUCCUGGACUGUGCCACCAACCAGACUGACCUGAGUUUAUGUGAGGGCUUCAAUGAGGCGCUCAAACAGUGCAAGUACUCCCACGGUGUAACGUCCCUGGUGUGAAGGGGGGGGGGGCAUCAGCUGAAGGACAUAUUUCGAUAAAGGAACAUGCUGUAAACAUGUCCACAAAACUGUGAGCGUGUACCUCUCAGGCAGUGAGCAUGUUGGUUGAUUGAUGACCUUAAUGUAUGAAAUGUUUUUGGUAUGUACAGUGAUAAACCUUUAAUAAAUAGCUGCUAUCUACUUGCACAUUC
Molecule: messenger RNA, 859 nt
Organism: Sebastes umbrosus (honeycomb rockfish)
Lineage: Eukaryota; Metazoa; Chordata; Actinopteri; Perciformes; Sebastidae
Gene: chchd10
Product: coiled-coil-helix-coiled-coil-helix domain containing 10
Exons: 4
Coding region: 237-668 (143 amino acids)
Biological process (GO): mitochondrion organization
Cellular component (GO): nucleus; mitochondrion
Source: RefSeq, a predicted model, not a curated record